Molecule: messenger RNA, 828 nt
Organism: Microsporum canis CBS 113480
Lineage: Eukaryota; Fungi; Ascomycota; Eurotiomycetes; Onygenales; Arthrodermataceae
Product: dihydrofolate reductase
Exons: 1
Coding region: 1-828 (275 amino acids)
Biological process (GO): dihydrofolate metabolic process; glycine biosynthetic process; folic acid metabolic process
Cellular component (GO): mitochondrion
Molecular function (GO): NADP binding; dihydrofolate reductase activity
Source: RefSeq, a predicted model, not a curated record
AUGCCCGCCAAACUCCCGCCCCUCACCCUCGUCGUCGCGACCACCCCAAUAACAACAGCAGCCAACCCUAGCAUUCGCAAGCUCGGAAUUGGCAAAGGAGGCACACUACCAUGGCCCAAGAUAAAGACAGACAUGAGGUUUUUUGCUCGCGUGACAACGCGCCCUCCACCCUCCACGAACGCAUCUGGAGCACCAGUCAUCAAUGCUGUAAUAAUGGGCAGGAAGACAUACGACUCGAUACCAGCGAGAUUUCGGCCGCUCUCCAAGAGACUUAACGUCAUUAUCACGCGUGAUGAAUCCGGUUCCGUGAUGGAGCGCGCAAUCGCAGACUGGAACGCGUUCAAAAACCGAGAAUUGGAGAAGGGCGAUAACAGCACGGCAGCGUCUACGGAGGAGCCAGAUGUGAUGGUGUCGAACAGCUUGGAGGCUGCACUAUCUACCUUACAGAGCAGCUUUGCUUCAAGUUCCUCGUCAGAAGUGGGGGCGGGAAAGAGGCGUCUGGGAAACAUAUAUAUCAUGGGAGGAAGUGAGAUAUACGCGUCUAGUUUACGAUUAACCCCAAGCGUCCUUGGGGAGAAUAAUCCGUUAAGAAUUAUUAUGACUCAUGUUCGACGACGGGGGGAUGCUGAUACACAGUCUGAUGUUGAGAGUCUGGUUAACGGGUUUGACUGCGAUACUUGUUUCCCUAUUGAUCAACAGGGUAUGAAAGAAGGGUGGAAGGAGGUGUCAUCGGAGGAGCUUGGGAAAUGGGUUGGUGAAGAGGUACCGCAGGAUUGGAUGUGGGAAGGAGACUGUGCUGUGAAGACGGUAGGGUAUGAGAGGCUAUGA